AUGCAGGAACCAAACGCGCCUAAACCCCGUUCCCAUCAUCUCAUCCACUCUUUCCCAAUUGUUGCAACAAACAUCAACAUGACCAGCUCCGGCUCCGGUUUCGGUUCCGGCUCCAACAACACUUUCCACAUCUUCCCCCACCUCCCCUGGGAGCUCCGCGCCCGCAUGUGGGAACUGACCAUCUCGGGGCGCACGAUCUACAUCUAUCCCCGUCUCCUUUCCAACGAAAAGAACCAUCUUCACAGUCGGGUUUAUGGGGGGUCGAUCUGA
Molecule: messenger RNA, 270 nt
Organism: Neurospora tetraspora
Lineage: Eukaryota; Fungi; Ascomycota; Sordariomycetes; Sordariales; Sordariaceae
Exons: 2
Coding region: 1-270 (89 amino acids)
Source: RefSeq, a predicted model, not a curated record